UAUCGCGGGAGUUUUGCAGCCAUUUUGCUACUUCCUGAAUGUUGUUAGUGUCCAGACAUUUGAUACGCAAAAGAUGAUUGAUUUAUGAGAAACGUCAGCCCACGACGAAUCUAUGUAGACAGCCAGGAUGCCGUUCAUUCAGCGGAUAGUAGAGCCUGUGAGGGUGAGUCAUGGAGCCAUCGACCGCUCCAUCCAAAACGAGCUCGAGUGUGUGACAAACAACUCCCUCGCAAACAUCAUCCGUCAGCUGAGCUCGCUCAGUCAGCAUGCCGAGGAUAUGUUCUCUGACCUGUAUCGUGAGACGACGGCUUUCUUCCACCGCGCCACGACGCUCAACGAACGGGUCGAGCACCUACGUGUGCAGGUUACGAUGCUGAACCCGACCGAAGAAGAAGUGUCUCUGCAGGACAUCCACCUGCGUAAGCCGUACCAGAGCAGCAAGCUGCAUGACCAGCAGGUGGUGGCUAGGGACACCAUACCAAAGGCCAUACAGGAUCUCUACAACAAGUGUGAGAAACCCCCCGCCCUGGAUAAGCUCAACAAGUACAGGGAGGAUGAUAAGGACUGUAUGAAGUUCUACACGGACCCAUCAUACUUCUUUGAGCUGUGGUACACGCAGAUCCAGAAUGACAUUACAAAGAAGAGGCAGGAGCUGAAGGAGAAACGGGGCAAACGAGACCGCACCCAGCGGCCAAAGAAGCACGAAGUGACGCCUAAAAAGAUCGUGACGAAAAAGGAGAAAUUUGCUGACAAAGCCCAGGGGCUGGAGCUGAGACCUGGGUACCAGGCCCCCGAUAUUCGUGUAGGAGGUCAGAAACCAAUACCAGAAGGCUACACAAGACACUCAACAGACUUGCCCGCAGACGCACGCAAGCAGAGUAUUAAAGUGUCCAAGGAUAGUAUAAACAAUGUGCCAAACAAUCAUAUAAGCAAUGAGCCCCCUAUACAGAAUGGCCCUUACAAUGUGCAUCCAGAGUAUCAAAGCCAACAGGAUCCGCCCUACCAGAGUCCACAAGGGCAACGCCAGUCACAGAGAAUGACCCCACAAGCUCAAAACCACCCCUCUCACAUGCGUCAGUCUGUCAGUGGGCAGGUCCCAGGGCGACCGAAUGUUGCCCCACCUCCUCCACCCCCAGGCGGUGCUGGUUAUGUCAUGAAUGGAGACAUGAUGAGGGGGGACAGAUCCGGCAGUUUGACUCCUGGGAGAGGCAGUAUGCCUCCCCCGCCCCCACCCCCCUUGGUGACACAGGAAUUGCCCGGCCACCAUUUGCACUAUGGCUCGCCCAGGGGUGGAGACCAGGGCCUGCCCCCACCACCCCCUCCACCGCUACCAGAUUUCCCUGAGAGCCCUCCACCUCCUAGCCCCCCUCCCAUACUUCAGGCAAACAUGAGCCCAAUCAACAUCAAUAGCAGGAUGUCCCCUGGUGGCCAGUAUCAUCAGAAUCAGAGGCAGAUGUCCCCUGCUCCACCACCACCGCCGCCACCACCACCACCGGGGCCCAUGUUCCUUAACAACAAUGUGUACAAGCACACACAGUCGGACAAUACGUCAAUUUCGUCAGAUAUCAGCGAAGUAUCGAGUCAGGCUAGUGUUGAACCUACCCCUCCACCACAGCCUAAGUUAACUGCACGUAGCGCACUUCUAGAGGAAAUCAAACUAGGAAAUAAAAAAUUGAACAAGACAGAAGUACAAAAAAGGGACACCACUCCGCGAGAUAGGUUUGACGUUCAUGCUGUGAUGACGAAAGCCUUCGACAUGCGACGAAAGGCGAUGGAAGACAGCGAGUCUGAGGAGGAGGACGAGGAUGAUGGUGAAAGUCUGGGAUUAGUCAGCAGACAUAUACUUCAUAAAUACUUCUAUAGCAUUGAACUUGGUGAAGUUCAUGGCAAACAUUGUCAGGGAAAACCCAAGAGGGUAUCCACUGGGGCUAUACCUGAAUUCCGAACCCAGCGUGAUUCUUAAGUGGCGAACGACACAAACAUAGUCAUAGAGUAGUAGGCAUUGCAAGGCAGUGCAUGUGAUGAUAAUGACAAGUGUGUGAAUUGAACUGGUAAUUUUGCUAGAUGAGGAUACAUCUAAAGGAGAUUAUUAACUUUCAGUCUGUGAACUUAACGUAUUUUUUAAUAAAUUUUGAUUUGCCUUUUUUUUACAUUUCAAAGAAUUUGAUUGAGUCAGUUAUUAAAAUUUUAACAUAAUAAGAUAAAAAUAAUUUUGAGGCUUUGAUUGAAAAAGUACUUAAUGUUUCUUUAUCAGAAAGGACAGUUUUGCACUCAACCAACAAACAUUAUUAACCUUGAUAAGGCAAUUAGCAGAUUAUUUACAAUAUUUUGAUUGUUUCUUCUGAAAUGUGUUGGUGUACAAAUAUUCAGCGUGGGAUCUUGUGAUAUACAGAUCUAAGUGUCUUCCCAAGUGAGCAAGCAGGCAUUCAGGAAGUAAUUAUCAUGAUGGCUUCUUAAUGGCCAUUCAUGUUUGCAUUUAACAGUGUUGACUGGGAGUGUUCCACAGUAAAUAUGCAGUUCAAUUGUGUAAGAUAGGAGAAUGUUGGAGUUUGUUUUGAAUCUUAUUGCUAGCUUUUUAUAAGUUUAUUUUUAUAAUAUCCAGUUUGUUUUAGUUAGACGAAGUGAAAUAGUGAAAGUUAUUUAAACCUGAUGGUUUAAUGCCUCUGGUAUCUGUGCAUCAAUUUUUAUUCUUCUGUAUAAAGUACCGGAAACGGCACUCUUCAAAUCAGGGAAAAACUAAAAAAUUCCCUAUAUCUGGUAAAAAAAAUCCCCAUUGAAGGUUUCCACCCAAAAAAAUACAUAUAUUUAUUUUUUGUAAGUAAAAUGCAACAUGUAGUUAAUAACCCUAAACAGCUCUAUGGCUUGUACUUAAGUAAUUGUUAGCAACAAGUUAAAUACGCCAAUUUUCCAAUCUGAAGACUUCACGAUGUGAAUUUUUCCAGUUUCAGGUAUUUUUGCAAUUAUUUUUCCCAAUUUGGAUGGUACUGGUACUUUUCCCAAUGUGGAAAAAAAUCACUGAUGUGAGAUCCAUAUAGUGAUUGGAUUGUUCUUUUGUUAGUCAGUCUGCUAGUCCAUUAGGAUGUACUCCAAACACACUUUUUAUAUGACAUCAAUAAUGCUACCUUCAAAGCUUUUAUACUUGCAUGGAUGUUUUCUUUGAACACUUUCAGCACACCCAUCGAAUCUGACCUAAUUUUAACCUUGACAUUGACCUAUCAUGGACUUAAUUCAAUGGGCCAAUAUAUGAAUACUGUCAAGGCUUCCACUAGGGGCAUCAGUGUUUAUGUAAUGCAGCAGUUUGCUUGUAUUAACCCUUUACCAAUUAGUUACGUAUACAUAUUUUCACACAUUUGUAGUCCCUUAGAAAGUUAUAUUUAAUUUAAGACCUUUUCUUACUAGAUUCAAUUUUUCAAGACUUGAUCUCCAAAACCUUAGAUACUGAUGAGCAGCAAACAGCAUAAAACCUGAACAGACUGCGAGGUUCAGUUUUUCCCUGUUUGCACAUAGCCAUUUUUACUUUGCUUCAAAGUGGGAAAGGGUUAAGAUGCACAUUUAUUGUUAUGAAUUGUGUAAACUGAUUAUCUGUGUAACUUUUCUAUAGGACAUUUGAUACAUUUUUUACCAAUUAUAAGAGCUACACGGAACUUUGUUGUAUUUAUUGUCUGCACAGUUAUGUGUUUUUUUUGUGAUUUUUUUGCUUUGUUAUGGUGUAUUUUUCAUGGACGUGCAAUAUAAUAGGGACUGUUGCUAAACAGACUUUAUAUUACCUCUAAUGUAACUGUUUGCUAGAACCUAGACAAAUGUACAUAAGCAAUUGUAUGUCUUUAUGUAGUUCAUUGACACUUAUGGUUGCAAAAUAAUUUGUACCUAAACGUGUUAUUAUACAUAAUUCAAUAAUUCAAUAUUUUAGGGCCUUACGGAGAUUUUGGUGAAAGGUUAUUGUGUUCAGUAAAAAGAAUUUUAAUUCUCCUUUAUUGUUUAUGUAAAAAGGUGAAAAGGGUAAUUAUAAUUAAAAUCUAUCAAAACCCACUGUGAUCAAAGAUCUUGAGUCAGGUAAAAGGUAUGACUAAAUUGUGUAGCUUUAAACAAUAAACUGUGUAAAUGCAUAGGAUUAAAAUGUUCCUAUGGGCUUGCAUAUGCAUGAAGUGUCAUCCCAGAUUAGCCUGUGCAGUCUGCACAGGCUAAUCAGGGAGGACACUUUCCGCUUUUAUGGAGUUUCGUUGAAAAGGACAGGCAAAAGAAAGAUGCCAUUAAAUGAACAUGAGCCUUUCUAUAGGACGACCCUUUCUACCUUUAUGGAUAUUUUUGUUUUAAGAAGUAUUUUCUAAAUGAAAAUCCAGUCUGGUAUGAAACUUUAUACCUAUGCCAAAAGUACGGUUUACUGAUAGACUGGCUGAAAAUAGGUGAUUAGGAACUUAUGUUAUCAUAGAUAUUGAUGAAAUGAAUACAGUCUGUUUUUCAAUAAUGUAUCAUAACAUAAUUUAGUGUACAAUGCUUAGAGGGAUUUAUUUUAUAUCACUAUAUUAUUCUUACUUGGAAAUGACAAUGUUAUUGUAUUUCUUUAUAUACAGGUAAUAAGUAU
Messenger RNA from Dreissena polymorpha, 4582 nucleotides. Its product is annotated as actin-binding protein WASF3-like. The coding region runs from base 128 to 1963 and encodes 611 amino acids. The record is from RefSeq and is a predicted model, not a curated record. Gene Ontology annotation, molecular function: Arp2/3 complex binding; actin binding; protein kinase A regulatory subunit binding. Lineage: Eukaryota; Metazoa; Mollusca; Bivalvia; Myida; Dreissenidae. The transcript is spliced from 8 exons. Gene Ontology annotation, cellular component: cytoskeleton; SCAR complex. Gene Ontology annotation, biological process: actin cytoskeleton organization; positive regulation of Arp2/3 complex-mediated actin nucleation.